ACACUGCCUAGACGGCUUAUGUCGAAAGAUCCAAGGAGCCCUUUGCGUCCACCCAAAUCCACAACUUGAUUUCCCACAAAACCAACUCCAAAGCUGUCCAUGGUCUGCAGUGCCUCCCCUGAUCUUAUCUAACCAGCUUAUCUAUUGAGUAUCACUCUCUGACCUGAGCAUACUUAAAAUUACUAUUACUAGGAAUAUAGAAUGGGAGUUCCCAAGUUUUUCCGUUGGUUAUCUGAGAGGUAUCCUCUGAUUAAUCAGCGUUGUUACGUGCCAUCGACUGAAUCUGAUACACUUCAAGAUCAAGAUCAAGAUCAAGAUCAAGAUAAAGAAGACUCCAGCAGCAACAAUCCCAAUGACAAGAAGUUGACAAAGAAGGCCAAGAAUGGAAACAAGAAGAAAAAGUCCAACAAAAGUUUGAAGACUGCUGACAAGGCCAAGGCCAAGGCCAACUCCAGCAGGGUAUCGUCACAGUCACAGUCACAGUCACAGUCAAACUUGUCAAUACUGAUUAAUGAGAAUGAUCUUCUCAAAGAUUCCACUUUGGCUCCUCAAGUGGACAGACUCUACAUUGAUACCAAUGGCAUCAUCCAUGGUUGCAGUCACAACAAUUCCAGCUCCAAUGAUGACCAAGAAGAUACUACUAGUACUACUACCAGUACUAGUAGUUCCUUAACCAACAACAGCAACAGCUCCAAUGGAAUCCAAAAUCAGGAAAUAUUUGACAACAUUUCCACUUAUCUGGACAGAAUUGUCAGGGAUGUGGUCAAACCAAAAGAGCUGGUGUACAUUGCCAUUGAUGGAGUGGCUCCAAGAGCUAAACUCAAUCAGCAAAGAUCCAGAAGGUACAGAAACACCACUGGAAAUGAAAUUGAACAGACUGUCUAUGAAGCACAUCUAGACAAAAUUCAACAAGAAAAGCUAUUCACAAAUACACAAUCGUCAUCAUCAUCAUCAUCCUCUUCUUCUGUCACGGAAAUACAACCUGGAAGAUUUGCAGGAAAGUUUGAAACUCAUGUCACCAACAACAACAAAACUCACACUGAUUCUGACACAGAUUCAGACAAUGACACUGAUCACCACUCAACAACCACUACUGAGUCUACUACUCCUCAUGUGACAAGGAAAUUUCAUUCCAAUCAAAUCACACCGGGGACUCCAUUCUUUCAAGAAUGCACACAACACCUCGAGGCAUAUAUACAAGACAGACUCCAAAAUGAUCCGGCAUGGCAACAUCUCACCGUCAUUUUCAGUGGACCCAAUGUACCCGGAGAAGGAGAACACAAAAUUAUGGACUUUAUCAGACGACAACGAACACGAAACGAUUACAAUCCAAAUAUACGACACUGCAUUCAAGGACAAGAUGGGGAUCUCAUCAUGUUGGGAUUGCUCACGCACGAGCCAAAUCUCACAUUGUUACGAGAACAGGUGGAUUUUGUUGCCGAACGCCGAGAAGCUGUUGCGGCGCUGGGCAUGCACGGAUACGUUCACAAUCCCAAUUUCGAAUUUCUUCACAUGAAUGUCUUGCGGGAUUACCUCUCCUUUGAUUUUGAAACAUCCAAUGUCGUCCCCGAUUCGCCCUUUGAUCUCGAACGGACCAUUGACGACUUUGUAUUCAUGACGUUCUUUGUCGGAAAUGAUUUCCUACCCGCCAUGCCGGCACUCGAUAUUGCCGACGAAGCUUUUGAUCUCCUAUGGUACAAUUACCGAGAACAUCGACAACGUUGGUAUGAAGAAAGUUUGAAAACUGGAGUCUCGCCCUAUCUUACGGAAGCGGGCAAUAUUGUCAGUGGCGCGCGGUUGGAAGCAUUCUUGACACAAGUGGGAUCUUUUGAAAAUGCCUACUACUACAACCGAAAGGAAGAAGAAGAGGCACGGCUCAAGGGGAUUCGCAAAGCAGAUAGAAAGUACGGAUACAAUACCUUGCCAUCCGAUGAUAUUCUGCAAUCCAAGGAAGAUGCCGAUCGAGCCAAGUUUCGAGAAAUGAUGCUGGCGAAGCAAAAGCAAGACGGCGGUGGUAGUUUUGCACCGGUCCUGUCAUCAUUUUCGUCGCCAUCCACAACGACGACAACCAUGAAGGAAGAAUUCCAACCCGAACAACAGCAAUAUCAACUCGACUCGGGACUGACAAGACGAUUGGGUGACCUGCUCCAGCAAUCCGUCACAUCAUUGCACGGUGGGUCCGAUGACAACGACAAUGGUGGCGAUGAUACAGCACCCGACGUUGUAUUUGAUGAUCAGGAUGUCAAGGGACGCUAUUACUACGACAAAUUCCAAUUCACACCCUUCGACGCCGACAAGCAUCGAGCCCUUCGAAAAGCUUACGUUGAAGGGCUCGUUUGGAACCUAAAGUACUACUACGAAGGAUGUGUUUCAUGGAGUUGGUACUAUCCGUACCACUACGGGCCAAUGCUCAGUGAUUUGGUUGACAUUGAUGACCUUUUGCAAGAAAUCUCCUUUGACGGAAAACUGGGAGAACCACUCCGACCGUUUGAACAACUCUUGUCCUGCAUGCCUCCUUCGCAAGCGCAUUUUCUGCCCAAACCAUUUCGAAGACUCAUGACCAGUCCAACGUCCAACAUUCUUGACUUUUACCCGCAAACUUUCACAGUCGAUAUGAAUGGAAAACGCUGGCCUUGGGAAGCAGUGGUGUUGUUGCCGUUUAUUGAUACGGACCGACUCUUGGCUGAGACAGAACCCAUCGCCCAGCACGAAUUGACGCCUGAGGAGCAGGCACUCAGCCAAGUUGGCGAGGCGGUCGUCAUGAAGACGAACCUUUCUUCGCGGCAGGGACUUGUCGACAAGAAUGCGCCAAAUCAAGUACAGAUAGAGCCUCUGGAAUCCUCAGAGUGGCGAUGUGCUACUUCUGGCUUUCAGCCUGAAGUCAAGUCGGGGGCCGAAGUCCCGCUUCCAGGCUAUCCAACUCUGCGAUCCGCCCCGAUUCGAAGCUUGUGGCGAAGACGAAACGGAACCAACGUGUUUGGGUUUCCCACGCGGUACAAAACAGCCGUGCUGGAGCAUAGCCAUGCGAUGCCCAAGUUGCCACCAGUUGAGUCGCUCGGCGAGAGUCUCAUCGGAACAACCGUUUGGAUCAACUACCCUCACUUGACUGAGGCAUUUGUAACAGCCGUUUCCAACAAGGAUAGGUCAGUUCGGGGACAAGACGCCACAGUCACGAAGUUCAAUCGAAAAGAAAAAUUGGCAUGGACGGUGCGAGUAGACGAAUUGGUGGAGAUAUUUCGCAGGGGGCAGGGAGUCACUGGGACUGGAGGACUCAGUGUUUCGCCGGAGCAGAACAUCUUGCUGUGUGUGCGUCCGUUACAGGGACUGCGGGAGAUGCCGGAUGGGACCCAGGCCAAGGUGUUUGCCAAGAACGAAAUCGAAGUCCCAAUCGUUGCUACAUUGUGGGCACCAGUGCAACCGGAUCCACGCCUCAUCAACGCCCCAGCGCUCUUGGAACGGGACCCCUACCGAUUUCAUGAACGGCAAUCCACUGGAAAGAAGAAGGAAGGGAAAUGGCAAGGACAAGCCAAAGAUUCAUUGCUGAAAAGGGUAGAUGCCAGUGCAUCAGACAGCGAUGGAGAAUCCGUGCAAGUCUUCAAAAGGAUCAGAAAGAAACUCCUUCCCGACAACGAUCCUGUCGAUUUGCUAGCUCCUGUUCCGGAUUGGAAGAAAAGCGCGGGGGAAAUGGCUCCUCCGAUCGAUACCACGGCGUCGGCUGGGCUCAAGACUGCCUUACCUUCCAAUGGCAAAAAAUCGACAAGUGGAAACGAGCCACGCAACGUCGAGGUAGGGAAGAGUUCUCGGUUGCUUCCUGUUGAAUCAUCCAAUGUCUUGAAGGUUAUGAAUGGAGAAUCAUCCCAUUCAAACGAUGAAGGGCAUGCUCCACUAUCGGGUGAACCACGGGAUAAGAUUGCUGCUGAGACGAGUUUCGAUCUGUUCCCGUCGACGUCAUCCCACGAGGAUGUUUGGAAGCCCAUUGUUGCUGAAGACGACGAAGAGCCGUCGUCACUUGCAUCAGCAGAAGCACCCCUGGCUGCAAGAACAGCCAACGGUUGUGUUAACAACAUGAGCCGGCGAGAGCGUAAUGGUGCAGGAGCAAAGGAAACAGCCAAGAGCGUGGACCACCUGCUGCAUGAUAUUAAUGGUACUGAAGCCAACCAGAACGCACAAUUGUGGAAAGGCCUUGAUCCCGAGAGACAAACCAAGGCUGCCCGCAAGUUUUCAACGACACCAUAUAUGGAUCAACGCGGUUUGCCCGGGAAGACAGGCACUCGACGAUUCACAACAGCAGCAGCUGUGACCACUACAGAAGCCGCCAAAUCGCGCCAACGUUUCAGCCAACCCAUGGGCCGAGGCCGCGGCAGACUGGCCGUUUUAGGUUUGGCUGCGACAGCGGCCUCCUUUUUCGCAGCUGGAGCCAACGCGAUCGACCAUGGCUUGGCAACAAGACUCAGUUCGCGCAGAUUCGGCAUUUCAACAGGUUUUUCUGCCUUUGCUAUUACCAGAACAGAUCCAUGGCUCUCUGUGCGGGGUGGGGAGAAUCUACCGAUUAGAGAUCCCUAUACUUCUGCUUACACCGGCAAUGGCGAUGACGACGUCGACGAACAGAGUAUCAGCAAGGUGCCUCCAUUGGAAUUCGCCCAUGGGACUACCACUCUUUCGUUUGUGUUUCAAGGCGGAGCAAUCGUUGCGGUAGACUCUCGUGCUUCCAUGGGAAACUUUGUGAGCUCCAAGACGACACAGAAGGUGUUGCCAAUAAACACUCACAUGUUGGGUACCAUGGCUGGCGGCGCUGCUGACUGCUCGGUUCUGAUUCGUGAACUCCGCUCCCAAGCCAUGUUGCACGAACUGGAAACCGGUAAACGCAUCAGCACGGCUCGAGUAUCCAGCAUAUUGGCUCGGACGUUGUAUGAAAACCGUGGACACGGCUUGAGUGUAGGAACCAUGAUUGUUGGGUAUGAUGACAACGGUGACGACAAGAAGAGCAAUGCAACGUCUUUGCCGAAUAUCUACUAUGUGGACGACACCGGCAUUCGAUUGCAUGGCAAUUUGUUUUCAGCGGGAUCGGGAAGUACAUUUGCUUAUGCCAUUUUGGAUACCGAACACCACCAUGACCUAACAGAAGACGAGGCCGUCCAAUUGGGCAUCAAAGCAAUCCGUUAUGCGACGCUUCGAGAUGCAUUUAGCGGUGGUUUCAUCAAUGUGUACGUGGUGACAUCAGAUGGUUGGAAGAAGGUGUUUACCGAAGAUGUGGCGGUUACGGCCACGCUGGAACAACCCACUGCUAACAUCGACGACGGGGGCGCUGCUAACAUCGACGACGGGGGCGAUGAUGAGAAGAAUCCCCAGAGCAAUUAGCUAAGACAAUAGAUUUUAAUGCCAGGUGAAGCGCCUGCAGAUAAUAAAGAGCAACGACAUGCUACGUUUAGGCCAAUAACAGCCAGCUCUGAA
Molecule: messenger RNA, 5451 nt
Organism: Seminavis robusta
Lineage: Eukaryota; Bacillariophyta; Bacillariophyceae; Naviculales; Naviculaceae
Source: the annotation of a GenBank genome assembly